AUGGCUUACCAAGACACUCAUGCUCCGAAGAGAGAGGUUCAAAGAAUGCAAUUCGGCAUUCUGAGUCCAGACGAAAUUCUGCAAAUGUCCGUUACGGACAACGGUGGGAUAAAGCAUCCCGUAAGUACUGAAAACGGCUGUCCCAAGAUAGGCGGAUUGAUGGAUCCGCGUCAGGGCGUAGUCGACCGAACAGGCAGAUGCUUGACGUGUGGGGGGAACAUGGCGGAAUGUCCGGGUCAUUUCGGACAUAUUGUGCUCUCGAAACCAGUUUUCCAUGCAGUAUUCUUGCCGAAGAUCAUUAAAGUUAUGAGAUGUGUUUGCUUCUACUGUUCCAGAUUGCUCGUUGAUCCGGAACUGCCAAAAAUGAAGAUGAUAUUAAGUAAAACUAAAAGUGACUUUAAUCGUAGACAAAAUUUGGUGUACAACCUCUGCAAAGUUAAAACCACCUGUGAGUGUAGGAGUGGGGAUGUCGAAACAGGAGAGAAAAUGGAACAAGAUGUGGUGGAAGGAUGCGGUCGUCACCAGCCGAAAAUCAGAAAGAUUGGUUUGGAGUUGACGGCAGAAUGGAAUGUGCUUAAUCACGAGAGCCAAGAAAAAAAGAUUGUGCUGACGGCCGAACGCGUUCUUGAGAUCUUCCGGGAGAUCACUGACGAGACGUGCUCGUAUUUAGGAAUGGACGCCAGGUACGCACGACCUGAUUGGAUGAUUGCGACCAUCUUACCAGUGCCUCCACUGCCUGUUAGACCGUCUGUCCUCAAUUUCGGAGCAGCUAGGAGUCAGGAUGACAUAACAUACAAACUGGCCGACAUUAUAAAGAUCAACAACAAAUUGAAGCGCAACGAAGAGCAAGGAGCUCCCCCCCACAUUUUGGAUGAAAACAUUAAAUUGCUUCAGUAUCAUGUGGCUACCAUGAUUAACAACGAAAUGCCUGGACAGCCUAAGGCCACUCAGAGAUGUGGUCGUCCGUUGAAAUCCAUCACAGAGCGUUUGAAGGGCAAGGAAGGUCGUGUCCGUGGUAAUCUCAUGGGAAAGAGAGUUGAUUUUUCGGCGAGGACAGUUAUUACACCAGACCCCAUGUUGAAGAUUGAUCAAGUUGGCGUUCCUAUGACAAUUGCCAAAAACCUCACCUAUCCAGAGCUGGUCACCCCCUUCAACAUCGAUAGGUUGACUCAACUGGUGCACAGAGGGCCCAACAAUUACCCUGGUGCCAGGUACAUAAUCAAGCAAAAUAAUGCUCGCAUUGAUCUAAGAUAUCAUCGUAAAUUAUCUGAUCUACAUCUUCAAAUUGGGGAAACGGUUGAGCGUCAAAUGCUAGACGACGAUUACGUGAUCUUCAAUCGUCAGCCCACAUUGCACAAGAUGUCUAUGAUGUGUCACAAGGUCAAAAUCAGUCAGCUGUCAUCAGUUAAAAGGAUGAUCAUAACUCCACAAGCCAACAGACCCGUUAUGGGCAUUGUUCAAGAUUCCCUGACCGCUGUUAAUAAAAUGACUAGAAGAGAUUCGUUUAUUGACAAGAAAAACAUGAUGGACCUUAUCAUGUACAUACCACAUUGGAAUGGGAAAAUACCUCAACCGGCGAUUUUAAAACCCGAACCUCUCUGGACCGGCAAGCAACUUUUCUCCCUCAUAAUUCCCGGCCAGAUAAACUGCAUACGUACUCACAGCACGCAUCCCGACGAUGAAGACAGGGGACCGUACAAAUGGAUCUCACCCGGAGAUACGAAGGUAAUUGUUGAGAACGGACAGCUACUUAGUGGAAUUCUGUGCAAGAAAUCACUUGGACCUAGUUCUGGAUCACUCCAGCAUAUUAUCUACCACGAAUUGGGACGCGAAGCAACAGGAGAUUUUUACUCGCACGUACAAAUGGUUACCAAUCAGUGGCUUCUUACUGAGGGACACAGCAUUGGUGUAGCAGACAUUAUUGCAGAUUAUAAGACAUAUAUGGAUAUCCAAUUAGCUGUCAUGGAAGCCAAAGCCAAUGUAGCUGAUAUUACCUAUAAAGCUCAAAAGGGUGAGCUGGAACUAACUCCUGGUAACACUUUUAUACAAACCUUUGAAAAUCAGGUUAAUCGUAUCUUGAAUGAUGCAAGAGACCAAACAGGCAGAUUGGCUCAGGAUUCUUUAUCGGACUUUAACAACUUUAAAACAAUGGUAGUUGCUGGAUCAAAGGGGAAUAGAAUCAAUAUUUCACAAAUCAUAGCCUGUGUAGGGCAACAAAAUGUAGAGGGCAAACGUAUCCAAUUUAGUUUCCGUGAUCGGACUCUUCCUCACUUCCUGAAAAACGAUCAUGGACCUGAAAGUCAAGGUUUCGUUGAAAAUUCUUACCUGGCCGGAAUUACGCCUACUGAAUUUUACUUCCACGCGAUGGGCGGUAGAGAAGGAUUGAUCGAUACCGCUGUCAAAACUGCUGAAACUGGUUACAUUCAGCGCCGUCUCAUCAAGGCCAUGGAGAGCGUGAUGGUCAAAUACGACGGUACAGUGAGAAACCAAGCUGAGGAGCUCAUCCAGUUGCGCUACGGAGAGGAUGGUUUAGCGGGCGAGUGGGUGGAGUUCCAGAAUCUGCCAUCUCUCAAACCGUCUGACAAGGCAUUUGAGAGAGAAUUUAAAUUUGACCUAUUCAACGAAAAGUGA
Molecule: messenger RNA, 2631 nt
Organism: Helobdella robusta
Lineage: Eukaryota; Metazoa; Annelida; Clitellata; Rhynchobdellida; Glossiphoniidae
Exons: 15
Coding region: 1-2631 (876 amino acids)
Biological process (GO): DNA-templated transcription
Cellular component (GO): RNA polymerase II, core complex
Molecular function (GO): DNA binding
Source: RefSeq, a predicted model, not a curated record